AUGGCCGAACCGGACGGCUACGAGGAAAGCCACAAUGGCGACGAGGGCGUCGGAACUGGGCCCGGCGCGCCAACGCCACUCUCUGCACUUGAGGGAGUCGCAGGCUUGACGAAGCGUGAUAUUCAAAUGGUGGUCGAUGGAGGCUUCAACACGGUAGAGUCGGUCGCGUAUACCCCGCGCCGAAUGCUUGAGCAGAUCAAGGGCAUUUCCGAGCAGAAGGCCACCAAGAUCCUUGCCGAAGCCUCGAAACUUGUUCCGAUGGGCUUCACGACCGCCACUGAGAUGCAUCAACGACGCAGUGAGCUCAUCUCUAUUACAACGGGCUCGAAACAGCUCGACACCCUUCUUGCCGGUGGUAUCGAAACCGGGUCGGUGACCGAGCUUUUUGGAGAGUUUCGCACGGGAAAGAGUCAGAUCUGUCAUACGCUUGCGGUGACAUGCCAGUUACCCUUCGACAUGGGGGGUGGCGAGGGCAAGUGCUUGUAUAUCGACACCGAGGGCACGUUCCGGCCUGUUCGUCUGCUUGCCGUCGCCAACCGAUUUGGUCUCUCCGGAGAGGAAGUACUGGACAACGUGGCCUAUGCGCGUGCGUAUAACUCUGAUCAUCAGCUUCAGCUCCUCCAGCAGGCUGGCGCCAUGAUGUGCGAGACGCGGUUCUCCCUGCUCAUUGUCGACUCUGCUACGGCACUUUACAGAACCGACUUCUUGGGCAGAGGUGAACUGUCCUCGAGGCAGACCCAUCUUGCCAAGUUUAUGCGUACACUACAGCGUCUCGCUGACGAGUUUGGUAUCGCUGUCGUCAUCACGAACCAGGUCGUUGCUCAGGUCGAUGGCGGACCUAGUGCUAUGUUCAACCCCGACCCGAAGAAGCCAGUUGGCGGUAACAUCAUUGCUCACGCUAGCACGACACGAAUCAGCUUGAGAAAGGGGCGUGCCGAGACCCGUAUCGCCAAGAUCUACGACAGUCCAUGCUUGCCCGAGAGCGACUGUCUGUUUGCGAUCAACGAAGACGGCAUUGGCGACCCUAGUCCCAAAGACCUGGAGAAGGAUUAG
Molecule: messenger RNA, 1053 nt
Organism: Colletotrichum navitas
Lineage: Eukaryota; Fungi; Ascomycota; Sordariomycetes; Glomerellales; Glomerellaceae
Product: Rad51-domain-containing protein
Exons: 3
Coding region: 1-1053 (350 amino acids)
Biological process (GO): DNA recombinase assembly; chromosome organization involved in meiotic cell cycle; mitotic recombination-dependent replication fork processing
Cellular component (GO): condensed nuclear chromosome
Molecular function (GO): double-stranded DNA binding; ATP-dependent DNA damage sensor activity; single-stranded DNA binding
Source: RefSeq, a predicted model, not a curated record